Molecule: messenger RNA, 9074 nt
Organism: Calliphora vicina (urban bluebottle blowfly)
Lineage: Eukaryota; Metazoa; Arthropoda; Insecta; Diptera; Calliphoridae
Product: golgin subfamily B member 1-like
Exons: 6
Coding region: 15-8363 (2782 amino acids)
Biological process (GO): microtubule anchoring
Cellular component (GO): centrosome
Molecular function (GO): microtubule binding
Source: RefSeq, a predicted model, not a curated record
UUAAUGCUAAAAAUAUGAAUGAAAAUCAAGAUAAAUCGGAAAAUUUAAUGAAAUGGUUGAAAGAGACGCCAAACAAUAAGAAAAAGUCAGCAACAAACACAGCCAUGCAAACAGUAAAUACAACAACAAAAACAGGAUCUGUUGAUAGCGCGCAAGAUGUAGAAGAAGAGUUUAGGAAUGUUACAACAACAAUUGUACAACAACCACCAAACAAGUUUGGUUUAAAUACGAAAAAGGUUUCAGGAAAACCGCUACUACCAGGAGUCACAACUCAUAUUGCAAGAAUAUCCUAUGGAAGAAGUGAUGCCAGUAAACGAAAUACAGAAAAGACGUUGACAAAAGAUUUCAGUAAUACAGAAAGUGUGUUGCAGCGCAAGGGGCAAAAGGAGAACAAAUUGAAUUUGGACUUGAAUGCCAUGGAAUCAUCUCGUUCCUCUCAAUUAUUAGAAGAUUUUGCCAAGAAAAAACAGGAGCGCGAUCAAGAAAUAAUGGAAAUACAGGAAAUGUUGAAUAAAAUUAAAUCGCCACAAAAGAAUAGCGCACGUUCGUCACAGAAUUCUCCUAAGGAUAAUGAAGAGGUGGCUUUGUCAACAAAAGCAAAUGUGGCUGAGGCUGUUAAGGAUACAAAUAACCAGGUUAUGGCAAAAAUUCCAAGCUAUCGACGCAGUAGAACUGAGUUAGAACUGAAUAAGAAUGCAGCUGUUACCGAGUCGUCUAAAAAUACCAGACUGACACGAAAAGAUACAGCAAGAUCUGGUUCAGAAGUUGUUGCCAACAAACCCAGAUCUAAGUCUUCACAAUUGCCCUUAAGUGCCAAGGAAAAACAAGCAACCAAGAAAAUAAGCUACAAUCCAGAGGAAGCACGACGUUAUAUGGACAUGCAAAAAAAGCAACGCAAAAUAAACUUAUUCAAUGAUCCAGCGAUUAAGUCCCGAAUAGAAAAGGAAGAAAUUAAAAAAAGAUUAGAGGAACUUAAGAAAAAUACACGCAAGCUGGUGUCUAAAAGUACACAAAAGAAAGAAAAAACUAUGAAAAAUAAUUAUUCAAAGAAGGAACCAGAUGAAAAACUUUUAGCAAAACCAAAACCUCAGGAAAUUCAGGAGGUUGCUGCUACAAAAACCACAAAAGAGCAAGCUAGUAUACCUAGCAAGAACAGCAAAACAGAGAGCAGUAAAAAGGAAGCCAACUUAAAGGAAGUUUCUCAUAGAUCUUCACAAAGUUUAAAUAACGUACUGAAACCGUCUACUUUUACUUUACAGGAGAACCACAAACGUAUUGGUCUCUUAAGGAAACCGGAAAACGAUAAAGAUUUUUCUUUUACCAGCCACAGAAAUUUUAAUUCCGAUAAGGAAAAUCAAAAUUUAGAAUUACUAACAAAGCAGUUAAAUAAUCAAAAGAACAAUAAAAUAAAUGAUAAUAAUACAACACAAGUUAAAGAUGUGCAGUCUGAUGAACUACAAUUAGAUAAGGUAAAAGAAGAUAAAGAAACUCAGGCUAAUGCAAAUGAUAUAGCAAAAUAUGAGGACAUUUCCGAUUUAGAAAUGCCUGCAAACAAUUUAAAAACCAACAAAACUGCAGAAGCUAUACAAGAAACUACUUUAAACCAGGAAAUUCCUCAUAAGGAAGAAGCUAAACCACAUGACCUACCUUAUUGGCUAAGACCCUCAGCAGCCCAAGUUUAUCCUUAUAAUUUUAUCAUGGCGGUUAGGCGAAAAUUGGAGGCAAUAGCUCAGCCUAUGGGGUCACGUAAACCAGAAGCUGUUACCAAACAGAAUCAAGAAACAUCAACCACUGGUUUGAGUAGCAAGUUAAAGCAAAAAAAGAGAAAAUCUUUAGAAUUGUUGGAGGAAAAGCAAAGUAAAAAACUUAAAAGAAAGGAGGAGGAAGAACUAACACAUUCCAGAGAAAAUAUUGUCGAAAGAAGUCUAAAGGAAUUGAAUGUUAUGAAGGAAACAACAAUCAAACAGUUAAAACCUUUGCCACCAAGCAAACAAAUCGAAAAAAAUGAAAGCAAGGCAGAUAAACAAGAGAUUCAAUUAGAAGACACUGCAAAAUCUAUGUCACAAUUUAAAUAUCUACAAAAAUCUAUACAAUCUAUGGAUUUGCAAGAUGUUAAACACAUUAAUAAAUCUAAAUCCUAUUGGCAAACUCCAGAUAUACCACCAUUUAAGCAUUUACAAAAAUCCUUACAAAGUUUGAGUCCAGACCAAGAGGACUUUAAACAAACUUCACGCCAAUUCAAACUACCCUCGAAUUAUAAAUCUAUGGAAAGUUUAAAUUCUGAAAUCAACUCAAAUUUGUCCUCGAUUUCUUUACAAUUGCCCAUAUCGAAUACUUUAACUGAAGUCUCUUCUUUGAGGACAGAAUCUAGAAGAACCUUUGCUCACUCCAAACAGCCACAAACACAGUCAGAAGAUGAGGUUACUUCCUUGUCUUCACACAUUUUCAGCAGUCCUGAAAAGAAACUAAGUAAAGCAGCAAAAGAUUUUGAAUUUGUCAAACCUCGCCCGGUAAGCCCUCUUUCAAUGGAAAAGGUUGAUAAAUUGAAAAUUAAAAGAAAGGAAACGGUUGAGGAAGCUGAAAGCGAUGAUAGAGAAAUGAACUUUACACUAUUAUUAGAGGACUUUAAUCGUAGCCUAUCACAAGUUAUACAAGUAAAUGAACAGUUAAAAUGUACACUCGAUAAAUCUCAACAAAUUUUAAGUCCCCAUUCAUCCAAAAAAUCCAGCGAAACCGAUAAACAUUACUCCUCAGAUUUUGAGAAAUCAGCAACGAAAAUUCUUUCCUCAAUAGAAAGUGACAAACUAAAAGAAUCUCUACAGAAAAGCAAUGAAAGUUUAAAACAAAGAAAACGUCAACUAUUUGAAAUGGCCGAAAAAGUUAAGCCACUUUUAAUACCGCAAAAAUCUGCACAAAAUUCAGAUGAAAACAAAACAUUGGCUCCAGAAGAAAUUGAGCAACCAUUGCCGGAAUUAGAUUUAAAUCUAAAUCUAAAAUCCAUAACCAAUUCUCCACAAACUGAGGAAGAAGAUAAAACUCAACAAUCGGAGGUUGAAAAUGAAGAGCAAAGUUCAUCCUCAGUAGCAGAACAAUCAUAUGAAAAACGAUUGUACGAAAUAGAGCAACUAAAGCAGACUUUAAAACAAACCAUUGCGGAAUCUAAAGAAAAACGCAAAGAAAAGGAACGACACCGGGAAAGACGUAAUGAAGUACAAAACGAAAAACAAAGUGUGACAGAAUCCUUAAGGCAAAUUGAAGAAACUGAGACAAAUAAAUGCAUCAGCCAGAACUCAACUCAAAAUGGCAAUGAUUCCUCUGCAAUACUAAGCGAAAUUGAAACACAGUGUGAAGAAAACAAAAAUGAACAGAAACCUUCUUCAAGCUAUACAGAAACUUCAAAACAGUUUUACGAGAAAUACAAAUCCUUUGAAAAAUAUCAAAAGCAAUUUAAAAGUUCACUAAAGGAAACAAAUAGUGAAAAUCCGAAAACGUCUGAUUCUGAAAAUUGUUCGCUAUCACAUAACAACCAAUCGAAGCAAUUACAAGAGAACACAGAUGGAAAAAUAGCAACAUUAUAUCGCAAAAACGUUCAUGUAAUCACCAGUUCUAAUGAAAUGUUGCCUUUAAAAUCAAGUUCGGCACAAAAUUCUUUAAAAUCCCACAAUUUACGUCUCAGCGAACCUCCAGUAGAGAAAUCUAAAGACAUAUUGGAUUAUACAACUUUUAACAGCAACAACAGUUUAAAUAACAUUUCUAGCCAACUACAUACAAAAUCAGUUUCCAAUAAAUUUUCAGAAAAUAACCAUAAAAGCAUUAGUAACACACACAAUAAAAAUAAAAUAAACGAUAGCGAAACAGAUUCAUAUAGUGGCACACAAAGUGAUGUAGAUAGAACAGUCACCAGAUCUAAAUCGCUGUUAAAAACAAAUAAACCAGAGGCAACUAUAAGCUCCAGCAUAGCCGAAGAACUACAAAAUACUUAUGAAUCCGGCUCUCAUGACAACGAAAACAUACCUUUAAACAGCCGAGACAAAUUUGAUUCCACACAAUUUAUUAAAUCCCACAUUAAUCGUUCACGUGGAGAUUUCCAGGAAAAUAUAUCCAAGGAAAGCGUCUUCAAUGAAACACAAUUUCAGCAGGCCAUUAAGGCGGCAUCACAAAUUAGUUCUACCGAUUUUGCCCAAAGUGCUGAUGAUGAAAUUACAAGUAGUGUUGCUUCAAAAGCCUAUCAUAAAGUGGCCUCAAAUUCUGCCAGUUAUAAUAAAGGGGCAAUUUCUAAACAACCGCUUAUACAUUCUUCACCUUCAAAAGCCAACAGACGUAUUUCGAUUGGUAGUGAAAUAGUCAAGUUUUUCACUCAAUACGAUUGUGAAAGAACUGACAGACGUACAGCUGCCAAUGAUAGCAUGUCAGAGUCUUCAUUGAACUAUUCGAAUGUGGGUCUGUACGACAAAUUAAUACAAAACGAAACCAACAAGUCACAACAUUUGACGGCACUUUUGAAAAUGCGAGAAAAAGCAUUGCUGGAUCGUACUAAAGGUCAAAUUGCCUGGCUAGAAGUGCAGAAGGCACGUUAUAAAGCCAAAGGUUUUAUAAAUCAUAUAGCCGCCAUUAAGAAGAAACAACGUGGCAUAAUUAUGAAAAUGGAAAAGGAACGAGAAGAGAUUAAAAGAUUAUUAUACACUACGACAACAAACAAUAAAGCAGCUGCAACAGUAACUGCAGCAAAUGAUCUACCAACUGGAGGCCAUAAAACAAAUAGUCUACACAAUACGCCAACAAAACAUAAAAAGCAAAGAUUGUCCUCAACUGGACCUCCACUACUGACAAAGCCGAAAUCUUUAGGCCCACAAACGAUUAAAACCGAAAAUGCUCUUAGUGCUACGCCCAUAUUGAGAGCCACUUAUGAGUUGGAAUCUUCUCAGGCUCUAGAAGAGCUCUUAAAGAAGCGCGAAGACGACCUGAGAAAACGUCGAGAACACGUGGAGCGUCUAAUGCAAUGGCAUCAACGUCUGGACGAAGAAGAAGCUGAGGUCCUGAAUUUGGAACGUCAACUCUUAAGUUACAAUAAUGUUCCACAUAUGGUGGAACAACAACAGCCAAAAUUGCAAACUACUACAAGUUCAGCGACUACGGAAAAGUUGACACCCACACAACCAGCCACAAGUCCAACUGCGCACGAUCAAGCCGCCAGCUCAGCUAUUAAAACGCCAGAGAAGAAGCGCGCCUCACGUGCGCGUAAAAUGGAAAAACGUCUUAAGGAAAUCGACAAGAGCUUAAGAGAAUUAUCGCACAUAUCCGCAUCUAGUACAACGUCUGGUGUUAUGGGCCAAACUAAUAACGAGAAUGAAGAUACAGUAUCAAGUGUUGCCACGCAAGAAGUCGAUUUUGUACGCACCACUGGCAUGAAACUAAAUAAGCUAUGGAAACGUUUAACGUCACAGCAACUAGAGAAAUUUGAACCAAGUCGUCGUUACAAAUUGUGCAAAAGUGAUUUGGAACGUCUGUAUGAAGAGGCCAAAAUGGCGGUUUUAAGAGACUUUGCCGAAGAUGAGGAACGUAUUGCUCAAGAGCUUUUAGAAAAGAGUGCUUCCAAUUUGAGUUCUAGUGCAAGUCCCACGGCUCCAGUACAAUUAUCAGUAACAGAUGAGAACAGCAGAGCUAUAGAAGUACCUGUGUUAAAUUUGAAUUUUAGUUCAGGACACUCUGAACCUGAAGAGGAGUCUGCUAAUAACUCCCAAGCCAAUGCAACGCAACAAGGUAAUUAUAGUCCCAGUGUGGCGGAGCAAAAUUUCAAAGCUCAAGUCCUAUUAAAUUCGAGUGCAUCAUCAGAAACAACUUCGGAACAACCAACUCCUGAAGAUGUUAAAACGUCUAGCCGUCUGGAAAACAAUGUACAAAUGUUUUUAGCUCUAAGCCAACGUAUACGAACGUCGUCGGGCGGCAGACACUUGGCGUCCGGAGGAGGUCUGCAGCGCAGUUUAAGUGAUACUGAAAUUUCCGAGGUACCAAAGUUUAAGGCAGAUAAAACAACAACUAGUCAAAAGAAUAUAGCAACUAUAGCUAGUCAAUCAAAUUCGAGUAUAACCACUAAUGAUUCAGCACGAUCUUUUGACGCGUCCGAACAGCACCAAAGAUCAAAAUCUUCCAUAGUGGAAAUAUCAUACAUUCCUUCAACAGAAACGCAAACGGAUCACACAGACUUAAGACAAACAAAUCCCAUCCCUCAAACAGCUAAUCAUCGAGAAAUCAAACAAAACGAAACUCCAAAAGACUUACAACAGGUUACUGAACCCACACGAACCUCUGUUAUAUGUUCUGUAGGUAUAGUAACAUCCCAGCAAACUUCUUCUGAUAUCGCCACAAUUACAGAAGAUUCAAAAUCUUCGCCAACAUUAAAAACUAAGUCGAUAACAAAAGACUCGACGGCCUCGUCAUUUCCCUCAAAGCAGACAUCAACAUUUUCCGCACAAGUUGGCUCUGAUUCGGCGACAAAAGCCAAAGAAAUUUCAUCUAAAUUGGAAGAAAUAUCUGCUGCAGUAACACAACUUUCACAAAUGAAUGCUCUACCCUCCUAUGAAUCCGUCACGCAUUCUCAUUCGCAAAACAAAUCCAUAGAUGAAGCCAUAGUAAAUACAAAUGAUGAAUCUAACUUGAGUACAGAUGCCUCCUCAUAUUCCUUUAACUUUGAAAACAUUACCACUGAUAAGCAUUCCUCACCCGGAACAUCAACACUUCAUACAAAUUCAUUGCAGCAUAAAACUAUAACCUCCAAAACCUAUACGAAAGAGGAUGACAGAGAAAACAACGAGACCAAAGAAUCCUCUUCAACUACACCUUUGUACUCACAUUCAGGCCCUUCAACCUCCCUGAAUUCGACAAAUUCAAAAACAUUUGUAAACGACAAUGCCAAUACGUCGUCUACACAAAAUAAAACGCCAUCAAUGUCGGAAAAUCGUAUUUUAGAUACAUAUGAAGCUGAUUUUGAAUCGGAUUUAAGUAAUGUUACUCAUAUUGAGGACAUAACUAUACCGACUUUUGAAACUACAGCUGACACUAUAGAUGAUGAGAACGAUGAGGUAUCAUCAAAGUCCACAUCUAAAGAAGAUGAUAUUGAUGUAAGCGCCGAAGCUACAGAUAAAACUUAUAAUACCGAAGACAUGAAGGCUUCAUCAUCAACGAACAUAACAAAAUCCUUAACAACGACGAGUGUAAAACCUCAAAAACCUAGUCCAGAUAGAGAAUUACUACCACCACCUCCACCCUUGCCACCACCACCACCUCCUCCUCCAUCAUCUGCAGCAACAUCGGCAACAACAUCUACUCAGAAUGGCAGUAAUCAUCUUAUGCCCGAUAUAAUUAAUGAAUUGGAAUUAAGACGCCAUCAACUUAUUUUGGAUAAUGAGCAUUUAAAACAAUAUGAACAUGUUACAGCUGUGCCGUAUAUGUAUGUACGUGAGAUACCCAACAAACCACCUCCUCCUUACGUACCACCUGCCCAUGGUAGUCCUAUGACAACAAUUUUCCCUUCCGAAGAACGUAUAAAGGACAUUACCUUUCGAAGAACCCAUGAAUUGUACUGUGAACUUUUAAAGACUGAAUAUUCCAAUGAAGAUGGCGAAAAACUUCCCUCUGUCAUGGAUGAACAAAUCACCAACAUCUAUGAACGUAUUAUUCUACAUAUCUGUCGGGAAUAUCUCGAAGAACAUGGUGAAAUCUUACGAGAUGGAGAUCCAACAAAUUUCCACAGCCAAUUGGCCUUUUUCAAUCCACCCAAUCGUUUGCGUUGCAUACAAGAUGCCAUCUACAAGGAGGUACGUUCUUGUUUGGCCAUGGAUAAAAUCCAACCGAAACGUACACAAAUCUAUUCGGUAUAUGGUCAACGUGCCAAACAAGAUCACAUCGGUAAAAUAAUCAUACAGGAGAUGUAUGAUGAAGAUGAUCGUUGGUGUAAUUUUCAUCGCGAAGAAUCGGAAGUUUUGCAUUUAAUGGUCGAGGAAAUGAUAAAUAAAAAUAUUGUAGCAAUAGCCAAAGAAGUGUUACUGGAAGAAGGUGGCACAAUUGAUGCAGAGGAGGAGCAGGAUGAAACCAUAGAAGAGGAAAAUGAAGUCAAUCAUCAAGUAGAGGACGCAUCAUCGCAUAUUGAGGAAAGUGAAACUGAGGGAAAAACAGAAGAGUUGACAGAGUUACAGUCAUCAUCAGUAUUGGUGGAAACAUUCAAUGAAGACGAUCAAACAUAUUGCGUAAAUGAAACAAAACAGGAGUAUACAGUAUUGAAUCAAACUACAAGAAUUGAAACUGAUUCCCAAGAAAGUGUUAUUGUAAAUAACGCCACCGCAAAUGCCGUUCAAACGUGUACAUAAUUUUUUCAUAUUUAUAGUAAAAUCUUUAUUUGAUUUGAAUGUAUCUAAACUAGGCUUGAAGACAAAUUAUUGUCUAUGAAUUUAAAAUGCCAUUUUUAUGUUUUUUUCUUUUCAUUUUUGAAAUAAUUUAAAAACAUGUACUUAAUUUUAGUUUUGUUUUGUUUUAUUAUCCUUAAAUUAAACAGGUUUUCACAACAUUAAAUACGAUUUUUAAAUUUGUUGUUACCCAUUGGGCUUGAGAGUUUUAUUUUUAAUAAAUAUUCAAACCAUAUUUGAGCAAACUAACAAAUAAAAAAUCUUAUUUAAGUUUUUGAAUAACCAUAAUAUGUAUUAAUGUUUGUCUGUACUUAUAGAUUUUAAUUAUACAUAUUUACAUGCAUACAUAAUUCUCUUAGUUUCUUUUAUUAAUAAAAUUGCUAAUAACAAUUUUAUUCGAUUUCGUACAAAUAUUUUUUAAAUAAAUUAAUUUUUAAUUUAGUUACGAUAUUUAUACCUUACAUACAUAUAUUAUUUGGUUUUUUUCUUUUAGUUUAAGAAAAAAAAAACAUGUUAAUUUUGUCUUUUGUAUCUCUUGAUAAGUUUUAAAAUAACGAACAAAUAGCAUGUAUUUAAUUUUAGUUACAACCUUUUAUUAAAUUGCUAUACGAAACGAAGAAGGCGUUAAUUUUAUUUUUAAUUAAUAAAAACAACAAGAAAUUUUAUAUUUUUAAA